This is a messenger RNA of Rangifer tarandus platyrhynchus (Svalbard reindeer), 345 nucleotides long. NCBI's taxonomy places the organism in Eukaryota, Metazoa, Chordata, Mammalia, Artiodactyla, Cervidae. The record is from the annotation of a GenBank genome assembly.
AUGUACUCUGCAUAUGAGUUAAAUAAGCAGGGUGACAGUAUACAACCAUGUACAUACUCCUUUCCCAAUUUUGAACCAGUCAGGAGACAGGUAAGAUGGUCUGGUAUUCCUGUCUCUUUAAGAAGUUUCCAGUUUGUUGUGAUCCACACAGUAAAAGGCUUUAGUGGAGCCAACGAAGCAGAAGUAGAUGUUUUUCUGGAACUCCAUUGCUUUCUCCAUGAUCCAACAAAUGUUGGCAAUUUGAUCUCUGGUUCCUCUGCCAGCUUAUACAUCUGGAAGUUCUCAGUUCACGUACUAUUGAAUCGCAGCUUGGAGGAUUUUGAGCAUAACCUUAGUAGCAUGUGA